Vespula pensylvanica (western yellowjacket) is the source of this 2204-nucleotide messenger RNA. It is a transcript of the gene Vlet, whose product is annotated as COMM domain-containing protein 10-like. The record is from RefSeq and is a predicted model, not a curated record. Bases 231 to 752 code for a protein of 173 amino acids. The transcript is spliced from 4 exons. NCBI's taxonomy places the organism in Eukaryota, Metazoa, Arthropoda, Insecta, Hymenoptera, Vespidae.
GCUGUUUACCAUCUAUUUUUAUUAGAUAUAAAAAUUUUUUAUAUAGUAACUCGAAUGUUAGGUUACAUGUGGAAGAGAUAUAAUCUAUAUAAGUUUAUAUACCGAUACAAUAGGCGUAUAGUUUGGAUAGUAUUUUCUUAUUGCACUUGUAAUUCUUAUUUUGUCCACAUCUGUCGUUGAAGUCGCAUACCCUACAAACGAAAGAUGGUAAACAACCUUCAGGUAUCGUGAUGGAAAGUUGGGUUACUAUAACACCUUGUCUUCAACAAGGUUUGAAAAUUGCAAAUCGAAUCGAUAAUGGUAAAUUUCGAUUACUUGUUAAUCGCAUAUGUCAAAAUUUGCAAUCUACUAGUAAUGUAAAACCAUUCAAUGAAGAAGAAGAAGAGAAACUUUUAGUAUCUUUAGAAUUGAAUAAAGAGGAAUUAACUUUUUUGUUAGAUGCAGUAACACUUAUUUACAAACAAGCUGCGUUUAAUAUAGUGAAGUCAGCAGAAUUCGAAUCUACUUUAAAAGAUACUUGUAAAUUAGACGAAGAUAAAACGUUAAUUUUCGUUAAUUCAUGGUUAAGUUAUGGUAAAGGAAUUAUCGAAUGUCUCAGAAAAAGAUCUAUAUUUCCUACACAGGUAAAAGAUAUUAAUUGGUGUUUAAAUAUACAAUCAUCAUCUUCAACAAUUUCCAAAGAUGCUAGUCCUAUGACAUUAUUUCAGUUAGACUUUACAGGAUUCGAUGAUACCUGGCUCAAGGAGGCUUAAUUUCGCUGGCGGUGCAUCCGUAUAAUUCUCACGGCCAUGUAUUCUGGCACCGCAGGUCCAAAGACCUUCUUGCUCGGCCAGGGCAUGGCUCAACCUGACGCUGCAAUCCCUUGAUUCGCUUCCGGCUGCUGGGAAUUGUUUCACCACUACGGUCGUAUUAGAAUUCACUGGUGUCAAGGACCAUCGACAUUGUUCUACUGGCAAUGAUGUUACACAUCGUAGGAGUAUGGUACCACCCGAUGAUAUUUGAAUGUCCUGCGAGAGUUCUGAAAAUUUCACUUCGUCUGAAAGGAAGAGAAGCAUUAUUUAACAAUCGUAUACGUCGAUUUUCUUACAUGUCUCUUUUCUAACAAAAGCUUACCCUGUUCGAAUGUUAACAGUUUGACGAAUGGAGAAGACAGCAUCGUAUUAAGUGACGGUAUGGAUACCUGACAAUUCCACAAUCCUUGUUCCUCGUUGCGAACGUGUGAAAGAACGAGUGAACAAUCCCUGCCAAGAUCACCGUUACUUGGGAAUUCUCGAAGCACGAUCUCAGGAUCGUUUCCAUGAAGUGCUUUCCAACUCCAGACACAUUUCUCUACGCGGCUAUUAGUGAUACAUUUCAAGGUAACUUCGGUACCUAGAGGGACUGUGAUAUCUGUUGGUAUUUCCACCAAGUUCACUUUAGCUGAAACGUAUAAAGACAUAAGAAAGAAAGCUCUCGAGCUCGUCUUUCUUGAAUUAAAAAGGAAAAUCUUGUUCCAAUGCUUACCCGAUGGUAAAAGACUCACAGUUGCCGAUGGUGCUUCAUGGAGUAUACCGUCAGGUGACAAUCGAAUUCCACAAGUCCACAGUCCUUCUUCCUCGUAAAGGAUGUUUUUAAAUCGUACGGAGCAGUCGUGAUCGGCAUCUUUAUUUGGAGCGAACGUCUUUACGAGUAAAGGUUCCUUACUCGAGUUCGUUGCUCUCCAGGACCACUCACAGCGUAUUACGGGUUUAUUGACCAAGCACCUUAGGAGCACGGAUUCACCGGCAGCCACUUGUACGCCUCGAGACAACUGCACGAAUUCAACUGAAAUAAGAUAUUAAUUUAGAAAGUGACAUGAAUAAGAGAAACUACGCAAACGUAACGAAGAAAUGGGAUUGAAUUUCCUAGACUAUUGCAUUUUCGCAUACCUUCAGAUAUCAAAAAUCGAACUGGAUUCGAUCGUACAAAUGACGAGUUUGGAUCUAUACGUGCGCCACAACUCCAAUAGCCUUCUUGUUCCGCUAGAACAUUUUUGAACUUGAUGCUGCAAUCGGUGCUGUCGUUUCCAAAAGCUGGAAAUUUCUUUACUUCUAAGUUCCAAGGUUCGGAUUGGUUCAAUCUUCGCCAAGACCAUUGACACUCACGUACAGGUAAUUUUGUUCUGCACAUUAUUUGUGCGGAGGAGCCUGCUACAACCUCUAUCGCUUCUUCGUGUUUAACGAAGG